AUGUCGAUUCACUCAUUCACGGCAAAGAAGUCGGCGAAGAAAGAAUGGAAUAAUAGUGCAUUUUAAUGUGAAUCCGUCAUGAAUUUCGUCUAGGACGACGAAAAAUUCAACGAGCAAAGGACAAAAGGACGUCGCAACUGCGCCAAAUGUCAAAGGAACCCACGACAAAAGCACCGCUCGAAGACGUCAUCAACGAAAGCCGUCAAGCAACUAUCGAAUUACAUCGUCGUCGAAAAUAUUUGUUCAAUUUUUGCUGUUUAACCUGGAAGACAGACACAAUAAGAGACGUUUUUAGCGCGAUUAUGGCGGCCCGACCAAUUUCAACGAUCAAAGAGUUGGUGAGCAAACGCAGAAAACGCUACACACAAGAUGGAUUUAACUUGGAUUUGGCAUAUAUUACGCCAAAUGUCAUUGCCAUGGGUUUCCCUGCCGACAAGCUAGAGGGUGUGUAUCGGAAUCACAUCGACGACGUCAAGCGUUUUCUCGAAUGGAAACACAAAAAUCAGUAUAAAGUUUAUAAUUUAUGUUCCGAACGAAAGUAUGACUUGUGUCGAUUUGAGCGUGUCGAGCGAUAUCCCUUCGAUGAUCAUAAUCCACCAAAAAUUCAGUUGAUUAAAGAUUUCUGUGAUGACGUCCACAAAUGGCUGAGUGCCGACGAGAAAAAUGUCGCUGCGGUGCAUUGCAAAGCCGGCAAGGGACGUACGGGCACGAUGAUUUGCUGCUAUUUGUUGUACAGCGGACAAUUUAAGACAGCUGCCGAUGCCCUCAAUCACUAUGCACAAAAGCGAACGCACGACGAAAAGGGUGUCACGAUCCCGAGUCAGCGACGUUACGUCGAAUACUAUUCGUAUUUGCUGAAAUCUGGGAAGCUUUAUAAUCCAAUUGCAUUACAGAUAUGCGAAAUAAAACUGUCACCACCGCCAAUAAUCAAUAGUCACCAGGGAACAAUUUCAUAUAGUAUAUCAACGUCAAGUAGUAAAAAGCAUUGUGCACAAGGUCCACAAUUCAAUAAGCAAGAUAGCUGUGUUACGAUCCGCUUGGAUGUCUGUAUUCCCCUCGAUGGAGACAUUAAUGUGGAAUUUUUCUUGAAUAAAAUGCUGCGGAAGCAGGAUAAGUUGUUCCACUUUUGGUUCAAUACAUUUUUCGUGGAUGAGCUUGCAACAGUUUUACCGAAUGGAAAUUUGAGCUAUAAAUUGAAAAAGCACGAGUUGGAUACGGCGCAUAAGGAUAUGAAAGAACAUAAAAUUUAUUCCAAGGAUUUUGAGGUUGAAGUGAUCAUGCAAAAAAUCACUCGAGGACCAUUUUCGACGCCGCGCUCCACAGUCACGGACAACAAUACAACAAAUCAAAAUAACUACAACAGCAACCAUCAUAUACUCACGCCGCAAAAUAACUUACCGACAAACGGUCAGUCGCUGUAUCACAACAACGCGUCGCAGUAUCGGCACCAAAACAACAUCGCCUACAACAAUCAUCAUUUGGCGCAUCGCGGUGGCCCGCCCGCCAUCGCUGUCGGCGGUCCCUGCAGCACGGGCGGCUACGAUCAAGUGGACAAUGCGACGGCACCGCGUUCUGUGAUGACAAAUUCGCUUGGCGGCGACAUGCAAAUACCGUCCGAAGCAUCGGAAACUUCCAGCAGCUCGGAGCCCUCGAGCUCAAGUGAGGAAUGGGAAUCUGGUGAGUGUUGCGACAUGAUCAUUUCACGUAACAAUAGUAGUAAAGCUAUCAGUAGUUGUAACGAAAUUGCGCAAGCAAUGAUUAAUAAUCAGUUAGAAUGUGGUGUUAAGACUAUUUCUAGUUGUAGCAAUAAUGUUAGUGAUAACGUUGUCGUAGAAUUUGAUGAUCACGAUAAUAAUCAAGAUGAUGCCGAUAGUGCGACAAUGAUUCAUUUGGAUUUCGCGGAAGACAAGAAAAAGUCCGCGAAUCAUUACAACGACGACAAUUACUAUCUAGGAACUGGCCAUUCGUUAGUUACGGCAUCCGCGAUCCCCAUUUCCGCGUCCAAGCCACACGAAUCCAAGUCUGAAAAUCUCUCACAGUCUCCCUCAAAUACCCCGCCUUUCAUUAAAAUCCUUGCGCAACGCAAAAAAUUCAAAGCCAAGACGGCAGGCGCUACGGCAAGCACAACUCCAACCGGCAAAAAGAUCCGAUGGCUCGCCAACAUGAAAAGCGACCCCGAUUUUCGGGAAACUCUCAACAAAAAUGUGCAUUUUCGCCCGACGCAAACAACCACGGGUCUCAGUCCGUUACGCACGUCAAACGACAGUCUCAAUUCCGACUAUUAUUCGUCAAUUUGUGAUAAGCAGCUUUCGUUCGGGUCGCCCGCGAAGAGUCCCAGUGACUUUAUUCGCCUUGCCAAGGUGCACGAGCAUCGCGUAAGUAACGAAUGUCCCGAUAUCGUGGUGGCAACGAAGAAAAAAAUUACGCAAGAAUUCACGCCGCCGCCUCCGAACACCCCAACAACGCCCGGCGAAUCAUCGACUUCCAUUUUUGCGGCAACAAAAACAACGGAAGAUGACGAUUCGCGGAAAUCUUUCAAGCGAUUCUUUAAUUUUGCCCGAAAAGAACACGAUACUUCUCCGAUUCCGACGCCACAACCAACGCAGGAAAUCCCAAUCAUUAAAAUUACAAAUAAUGACGAAUCUGCCGCAACAACUAACACGAAAGCCAGUUCUAAUAGUAAAUUUAGUUUUCGGGAUUUACGAAAUGAAAUUCAGUCGGCAAUUAAGAUGCAUCAGACAAAUAACGAUAAUAAUCAUAAUAAUAAUAAAAGCAACGGUGAUAGUAAGAAAUCGAAGAAAGUGUAGAAUGUAAAAGUUGCAAACGUAUUUUAAAUGUUUUAAAAAAAUUAAUCGUACUACUAAAAAAAAA
Messenger RNA from Culicoides brevitarsis, 2871 nucleotides. RefSeq names its product phosphatidylinositol 3,4,5-trisphosphate 3-phosphatase cnrN (gene Pten). The record is from RefSeq and is a predicted model, not a curated record. The transcript is spliced from 7 exons. Lineage: Eukaryota; Metazoa; Arthropoda; Insecta; Diptera; Ceratopogonidae. Gene Ontology annotation, cellular component: nucleus; cytosol; plasma membrane. Bases 147 to 2807 code for a protein of 886 amino acids. Gene Ontology annotation, molecular function: phosphatidylinositol-3,4,5-trisphosphate 3-phosphatase activity; protein tyrosine phosphatase activity. Gene Ontology annotation, biological process: phosphatidylinositol dephosphorylation; cell motility; regulation of phosphatidylinositol 3-kinase/protein kinase B signal transduction.